AAUCUACUCAGCCUCUAGAAAGAAAGCCAGGAUUAUGAUCACUUUAUUUUGCAGUUGACUUUCAAGGGAGAUAUUCUUAUCAGGAGGAGGUCUGAAGGAAAGGCAAGUUGCAGGUGCUGAGAGAUGAGUGUGUUGAUGGCCUGGUUGCUGCUGCUCCUUCUGGUCAACUUCAGCUCACCUGCACCCAGGUUUUCGGAAAAGGAUAUUUGCCUCCUAGACAACAAUAAAUUGAGACAAAGGUUAAAACAUCUUCAAGAUUUGCUUUACUUGUAUGAACUACAGCUGAAGGACAUCCUGGAGAACACUUAUCAUAGGACAAAAAGUGGGAUCUUCUCAGGCAACAGGAGCAUGCAGCAUGAGCCUCUUUUACCCACAACCAGCGGGAAUUUGAUAGUCUAUGACCAAGAUUGUUCUGCAGUGUAUAAUAGGAAGAACACCAAAAGUGGUUACUACCGGGUCAGGCCCAGGGCAGACCAAGAGCCUUUCCUGGUGUACUGCGACAUGUCUGAUGGCGGUGGGUGGACUGUAAUUCAGCGACGGAGUAAUGGCAGAGAGAAUUUCAACAGGAAGUGGAAUGAUUACAAACUGGGAUUUGGGAAGUUCCAGGACAAGAAUGAUGAAUACUGGCUGGGCAAUGACCACAUCCACGACCUGCUUGCUAGAGGAGAGAGCUCAUUAAAGAUCGACCUGAUGGACUGGCACGGGGAAAGACGUUAUGCAAUAUAUGAAAACUUCCAGCUCACCAAUGAAGAGGACAACUACAGGUUAUGGUUUGGCACCUACUCCGGUAAUGCCGGUGACGCUCUGUCUGGUGGGAGCAGUUUUGAAGAUCAGUGGUCAGCCUCUCACAGAGGGAUGCAGUUCACCACAUCUGACAAGGAUCACGAUCGAUUCCUGGCAGGCAACUGUGCAUUGGAGAGCAGUGGUGGUUGGUGGUUUAACAGGUGUCACGCUGUAAACCUCAAUGGAUGGUACUACAAAACAGGAAGGUACAACGGAUCCCACGACAACGGCAUUGUUUGGUCUACGUGGCGCGGCAUGUGGUACUCGCUCAAAUCCUCAGCCAUGAAAAUCAGGUCUCCAUUCUUUGUUGACAGUGAGAGUGGAGAUGGUGAGGAUGGUCAGGGGAGCUGAAAUCUGCUGCUUUGAAAAGAGAAAAAGUACAGGAUGAAAAGAGUUUUGUACAUUAAUAGCCAGCUUGCUGCUGCUGCCAAUUGCCAGCACUGCACUGUAGCUGCACCUACUAGAUGAGGGGAAAGCUGUGGGCUGUUAGAGCACAGCCAGCCAACAAGAGAAUGGAAAAUGUAUGGAAGAACUACAGCUUUCUUUUUGGGACUUCAUUGCAGAGCGUUUCUGAAAAGCUCUCUGGAUCUCGAAUGAUCAAGCACAUUCUUUUAGCUACCUGUGCUCCUCAAGGGUAGGUCUUUCUCAUCUCCAUUGUGAUGGUCGAUGCCUGAGUUAUGAGAACAUGAGAACAGAAACAAUGAGGUGAUAAGGAAUUGGACUUCAUCUGGUGUGCCCUCGUUAGUGUCUUGUUUUGGGUUAGCAGCAUGUUUUUAAGCCACUCUCUAUGGUCACCAGUUGCCACAAUUGAGUCUCAGAACACACCUAGAAUGCAAAACCAAACCAGAAGAUGGAUGUGCUCGAACAGCUAAGAAGCAUCCUGGAUACUUCCAAGUAAGACUACUUCAAAGUAAGCCCCAAAAACACCGGCAAUAUUGAUGCUGCAUUUCGUUGCCCCUGCUUUGCUCUGCAGAGCCACUUCUACAGCAUGCUGAGGUGUGCUAAUGCAAUCACAGGCAGUGCUGAUCAUUAUAUUUAAGUCUCGGAUUUAAAUCAGGCAGAUUUUACUAAAUUUGAGAUUAUAGCAGAUAUCCUUGGGAGUUCAUAAAAUGCAAUCAUGAUCCAUCUCUAUGUUCUCGUGUAAUUUACCGGACCACUUUAUAAUUACUGAAUCAUAGAAUUGCUAGAGUUGAAAUGGGCCCCUAACGGCCAUCAAGUCCAAUUCCCCUGCAGUGAGCAGGAACACCUGCAGCUCCAUCAGGUGCUCAGAGCCACAUCCAGCCCGAUCUCGGGUGUCUGCAGGCAUGGGGCAUCCACCACCUAUCAGGGCAACCUGUGCCACUGCCUCACCAAACCUAUUAUAAGAUCUUUUCCUUAGCGAGGGAAGGGGAAUCAGCAUAAAGAAAGUGACUGAAACACAAGGCACACUGCAUUCGUUAUCUCAUCUGAGUGAAAUGAAAGAGCAUAAAUGACUGAAAGAAAUGAAAUACUGAUGAUUUAUUUUCCACAAGUUGUUGGGAACUACAAGUCAGAAUGAACAGCAAUAUCAACUUGAUGCAAAUCAUUUAACUACCGUGUUGCAGGAUGAGCCUUUCUUUUUUCUCUCUUUUCUGAAUUUCCAUGUUUUUAAAUAGGCUAUUUUUCAUUUCUUUGCUUUUAGAACAAUGCACGUUAUAAUUUGUAUUACUUAGCCGUAAGUGUGAAAUAAAACCAUCUGAGUAGGAUUGAA
This is a messenger RNA of Coturnix japonica (Japanese quail), 2512 nucleotides long. Its product is annotated as fibrinogen-like protein 1. Gene Ontology annotation, molecular function: protein-macromolecule adaptor activity; extracellular matrix structural constituent. Gene Ontology annotation, cellular component: fibrinogen complex. Lineage: Eukaryota; Metazoa; Chordata; Aves; Galliformes; Phasianidae. Gene Ontology annotation, biological process: positive regulation of heterotypic cell-cell adhesion; fibrinolysis; blood coagulation. The record is from RefSeq and is a predicted model, not a curated record.